Molecule: messenger RNA, 729 nt
Organism: Fusarium sp. VM40
Lineage: Eukaryota; Fungi; Ascomycota; Sordariomycetes; Hypocreales; Nectriaceae
Source: the annotation of a GenBank genome assembly
AUGGUUUCCUUCAAGAGUAGCCAUGCUUUGCAUGUUCUAGGCUGUAUACUAGCAAUUGUGACUCCAGCCAUUGCCAAUGCUGAUAAGACAAUAUUUACGGCACCCGCGUUGAUCCCGAUUCCACAGCAGAAACCAUCCCUAGCGGAUCUCAGGCUGCCCGCUCUUACACCAGACGCUUCGGAGAUCAGGACAAAUCUUAGUCGCGUGUUUCCCUCUGAGCCUAAAGACUACGCUUCUGGUGCUGCAACAUGGGUGCUUCUUGAUAGCCUGAACCCUGGCCAGCGAUAUGAGUUUCGAGUCUGUUGGGCUGCCAUUCAACCUACGGGUUUCGAAAUGGACGUGUAUGAGUUAGACACCGUUUGGCAGACUCCAGAGUUGAUUCAAUCACUCGCAGGCUACGCCUUUUCACGCCAGGAUCAAGAGACGGAACUGCAUGAGGAGCCUCCCCUUGUCGGGGAGAGGGAGCGCGAGGCUUCCCUUCUUCUACUGCAUAUCAAGGCUUCUGCUGACUACUUCACCGACGACGCGGCUCUUAUGAAGGAUCCUCCACCCGUGCUCGUGGAUCUCAUCCUCGAUCCCUAUUUAUAUAAUGUCGUCCCACGUUCUUUGGUGCCAACGGCUGGCUACAUCGUUCUCAUCAGCGUAGUAGCUUGGUUCGUGGCCAGAUCCAUCGCUGCCAAGCUACAAACAAUUGCUAUCACAGAUAACACGGACAAGAAGAAGAACUGA